Molecule: messenger RNA, 4037 nt
Organism: Eimeria tenella
Lineage: Eukaryota; Apicomplexa; Conoidasida; Eucoccidiorida; Eimeriidae
Exons: 5
Source: RefSeq, a predicted model, not a curated record
AUGCUGGCUGGGGGCCCCCCUGGUGCAGCAGCAGUUCAAGAAGCAGCUUUGAAGGGAGGCUACACAGCAAUUGUGCUCGCAGACCUUCUGCACGAGGCCACCAUAGAGCAGCCUGCUGCUCCCCCUGCUGCUGCUGCUGCUGCUGCUGCUGCUAACUGCGUGGAGACUCGGCGGGGCGAUCUUUUUGCUGCUGUGGCGCUCUGCAACGAAGGCUUAAACGCCCUUAUUGCUUCUUCUUUUCCUCUAUCUUUUGCUGAUUUGCAGAACCUGCAGCUGCAGCAGGAAGAAGCAGAGAGGUGCGCGCUGCUGCUGCACGCGCUGCUGCAGUGCUUCCUCAGAGCUUUCACUGCAGCAGCAGAAUGGGAAGAGACGCAGCUCGCGGCAGCUGCUGCUGCCUCCGGGGGGCCUUCGUCUCCUGGAGCCCUGCCGCAGCAGGAGCAGCAGCAGCAGCAGCAACGGCAACAGCAGCAGCAAGGCGCAGGGGCCCCUCCCGCGCACGGGGGCCCCUUCGGCGCAUCAACUGCAGCAGCAGCAGCAGGAAGUGCGGACAGCAUCCCGGAACUGUUUGCUGCUAGGGACCGCCGUCGCCUGCAUGCGCUUUCUCUUUGUCUGCAGCACUUGCAUGAUUUGUUUCGAGAAGAAGUCAGUGGCAUUUUAAAAGAAUUCAAAAACUUUACUUGCUGCCUCAUCAGCUGCUGCGCACAAAAACGCUGCCCCCGCCUCCGCAUCUUCUUGCUGUCGCACUGCUUCUCGCUGCUGCUGGCAGACGCAGCAGCCUGCAGGCCCCAGGGGUCCCCGGGGGGCCCUCCGGGGCCCUUAGGGGCCCCCUGGGGCCCCUGGGGGCCCUCUCAGGGCUACCCCGGGGCUUGCAUGCAGCAGCCCGUGGGCCGGGGGCCCCUAGGGCCCCCCCCACUGGAGUCUCUCAGGCGCCGUCGGCUGCUGGGGCCCUCACUAGUUGAGUGCCUCGCGGCGCCGCUGCUGUUUGCUGCAGGCAGGGAAGAAGCAGCAGCAUCAGCAGCAGCAGCAGCAGCAUCUGCUGCUGCUGACGACGAGGGGACGCGCUUCCUCUGCAGCGCCUGGUGUCUCCUUUGGGAUCGUCUGCUCCCGCUAGCUUCUCCUCCGUGGGAACUUUUCCUCUUCGGGCUGGGACCCACAGCUGCUGCUGCUGCGGCUGCUGCUGCAGACAGAGUCUUGGGGCUGGGAGUUUGUCAGCUGCAGGUCUUUGCUGCUGCCUGCGCCCUUCUGGAGGCUCUUUUUGCAGUGACGCCGCUGGCCGUGCUGCGGGAAAGAGUAGUUCCUCUCAUCCAGCAGCAGCAGCAGCAGCAACAGCAACGGCAGCAGCUUGGCAGCUUCUCCUUGCCCGCGGCCGCUGCAGCCCCACAAGCUGCUGCUGCUGCUGCUGCUGCUGCUGCUGCCCGCAGCACACGCACAACUGUGACACGGGAGGCCAUCGCAAGCCUCUCUGCUGCUUUGCGGACUCUCUUAGCUGCGCCCUUUUCUCGAAGGCCCGUCGAGGGUUUCUGGGGCUUGCCAGUAGCUGGGAGCAACGCAGCAGCCACGGGGUCCCGCACUGCUGCUCCUGCUGCUGCUGCUGCGCCUGCUGCUGCUGCUGCGUCGUGGCUGGGGGAACUGUACGACUCGUGGCUGCGGCGCAGCCGCGUGGGCGCCUACAGCUGCCUCAGCGCAGCUGUCUGCAGCACCCAAACAAAUCCUUCUUUAUACUUUUCUCUUUUGUCUGGAGAAGCUGCCCAGCUGCUGCUGCUGCUGGACCCAGAGCUGCUGCACUACGCGCAGCAGAUGCGCGAGCAGGCGGACGCCGCGCUGCCCUUGUGGGGCCCCCGGCGGGCUUCCGAGGGGGCCCCUCAGGAAGCCUCCGAGGGGGUCCCCCAGGGGGCCCCCGAGGGGGCCCGCCGGGGGCCCCUCCAGGGGCAGUUUCUGGGUGCAUCGUCUCUGGUUGCCGCUGCUGCUGGGAGGGGCUGGCAGCAGCAGGAAGAGGGGCUGGAGGGUACUGGGGGGCCCCCGGGGGCCCCACUAGCCCUGGGCGAGUCCACUUUAAGUUUGGUGGAAGCAGCAAAAUCAUUCUCCAGCAGGUUCCUCAGUGCCUCCCAAGGCCUUUCUUUGGGGGCCCCGGGGGCCCUCCAGCAGGGGCUGCUGCUGCUGUCGCAGUCUGCGAGGCCGCCUGGGAGAGUGAGGGGCGCCAGCGCGCGGCAGCAGCAGCAGCAGCAGCAGCUGCUGCUGCUGCAUGCAGCCACCCAGACUCUGGGGCCUCACAGCCUCGCGGCUAGCCACUGGCUGCGCAGCCUUUCUUUAGCCCCAGGGCUCUCCCCGGCCUUUGCCCAGGCAGAAGCAGACAGAGUCAGUGCAGCAGCAGCCGCACACAGCAGCAGCAGCAGCUGCUGGCAGCAGCCACAGACCAGCACGCCGCAGCAGCAAGUGGAGGCGGUCUUGUCUGGCCGCGCCCACGCACUCGCCCCCCAAAACGCAAAUGGGCCUCCUUAUGAUGACGCUGUGGGCAGGGCUGCUCUGCUGCAGCAGCUGCUGCGACUGGUAGACUGCUGCAGCGCCCGCUUCAGCGAAUCCUGGGGCGCAGCUGCUGCUGCUGCAGCAGGAGAAAAGGCCCAGGGGCUGCCCCCGCUGAUGGAGUCGCUGGUGCGCUGCUGCAGCCCAGGAGCAGCAGCAGCAGCAGCAGCAGGGACGGGCGCUGCCGGAGACACAGAAGCAGCAGCAGCAGGAGGGAAGACUGCAGGGGACCGGGCUUGGGCCUUUCGCCUCGUGCUGCUGCGCCUGCUGCUGCAGCGCGCGCAGCUGCUGCGGCCCCUUGCAGACAGGGGCUUGCUUGACUUUGUUGCGGAGACAGCAGCAGAUGGCCGCAUGCUCGGUGCCAAGAGACUGCACUACUGGAUGCGUGACACAGCGCUGCUGCUCAUCCAGUGGCUGCAGCCGCACUCCCCACAGGCGCCUGGCUGGGGCCCCCCGGGCGCGGCUGCGCCCGCCCCGCAGCCACCCCAGCAGCAGCAGCAGCAGCAGCAGCAGCAGCCGCUGCAGCCGCUCACUGCUGCACGGCUCGCGAGCUUCGCAGAGGCCCUUAUCAAGCUGUCGACCAGCAUCGACCCGCCCACGCACAAGCUGAACCUGAUGCUGGUGGGCUCUUUCCUAGAGUGGCUGCACCUGCGUUUGGGGGGCGUGGGGGGCCCCUCUUGGGGUUUGUCUUUGCCCGCAGCAGCAGCAGCCCGGGGCCCCUGGGGGGCCGGAGGGGGGGCCCCCCAGGGGCCCCAGGGGCCCUGGGGGCCCCCCUCCGCCCCCCAAGGAAUCCCCUUUCUGCAGCUUUCUUUGCUGCCCUUUUUUGUCUACGAGAGCAGCAGCAGCGUCGAGGAGACAGCGAGAUUUCGCUUAGGGGGUGCAGCUCUUCUUCAGCUUCUGGGGCCCCUCCAGCAGCAGCAGCAGCAGCAGCUGGCACUGCACCACCCGGGAGGAGGCCCCUACGACCAGCUGCUCUUGAGCAAGAGUCUGCUGCUGGCUGUGCCCCGCGCCCUGUUCUUCCCCGCUGCUGCUGUGGCGCUGCAGGCAGCAAAUGCUUGCUGCUGCCUUUUGAAUUCCUUUCCCGUGGCAGCAGCAAGCAGCUCUUUGCAUGCGACGGGGCUGGCCUUUCUGAGGUCCAGCUACAGGCGGCUGCAGCAGCUUCAAGCAGCAGAAGCAGCAGCAGCAGCAGCAGGAAGGCCCCCCGCCCUCUGCGGCUGCGUCUCAGCCCGCCCGCAGCAGCAGGGGGUCCCCCCAGGGGCCCCCGGUGGGGCCCCUGGGGACUCCGGGGGGCCCCCAGGGUCUGAAGAAACUGCUGCUGACAGCAGCAAAAGAGAAAGGGCCCUGCAAAUGCUUUAUUCCUUUAAUUAUGAUGGCCGCUACUGCCCUGUGGCUGCUGCUUUUGCUGCUGCACAGCCGCUGCUGUUUCUGGGGGCCCCCGCCUCGGCCGCGCGCGAGGCCUUCGUGGGUCUCCUGCAGCGGCUGCAGCAGCUGCAGCAGCAGCAGCAGCUGCAGCAGCA